CAAAGGAUCAUGCAUGGGAACGAAAGAAAUACAGACAAUGCAUGUCCAAGGAGUGCUAAAAGAUUUAAAGCAGGCGAGGAGCUUCCCUCCACACUCGCGAGCCUCCACUCUACCAAGUACACUCAUAUCCGCUUCAUUGGAUAUGUCAUUCCGACUACGCCCGCUAACAUCGUCGCCGUGGGUGAUCCUAAUGGUCAAGGUGCCGUUGCAGGUACUUAUCUCGGUCAUGAAAAUGUACAAAAGGACAUUCAAGGGCGUUUGUCUGUCCUUCAAGUCGCCGUCAAGACUGCGAAAGCCCAGCUUCCUUCCAACGACGUGAAUGGGACAGUGCUGACUGUUUUUUGCGCACCUGAAUUCUUCUGGCAUGGCCAUGAGGGUCCUUAUUUACACACGAGCAAAGCAGAGGACCCUGCUGAUGUAAUUUUACAGGCGCUGGCGGACGCGUUCCCCGCCAAUGAGUAUCCACAUUGGUUGUUUAUCUGUGGGACUGCUAUCACUGCCCGUGUCGAAAACAAGGAGAAACUCUACAAUUUAAACUCUACCAUAACACGAAAUGCUGUGGUGGAAUCCCUGUGCCGACAACUAAGACAUUGCUAUGGACCUCUGUCCGAGGUGAUCAUGGAUAUGCUGGUCGGCUUUAUUAAACAUUGCCACGCUUACCCAUUGCUGUCCGUCCGGAACAGAGCCUUGAUUCUCGGCAGUAAUCUACAUGAUGUGUCAAACCAGGAACUGGCCACAAAAACCAUGACUACAGAGAAAUAUUUCUGUAGCAAUGAGGAUUUCUUGCUUUACGAGGUGAACAAACAGCCGGUGGUCACUGAGCAGAUGGUCACCUAUCAAUCCAUUGACCUGACUGCGGGGGACGUCAAGCGACACACACGGGACAAGUACGCAAUUUUCCAAGUAAGCCCUUCGCCGCUCGGUUCAGCUCCUGAUUCCUUCAUCCAAAGUAAAGACAAGAGUAAGCAACCCCCCCUGGUUGAAUCAGGGAUUCCCAUGACGGCGUCAUGGAGGGAAGGUCCCUCCGUGGGAGCAGAACGGGUGUUGGACGUGGCGGUAGAAAUUUGCCUCGAUCAUCGUGAUGUCCGGUUGCGGCGAAACAUUGGGAAUCACCCAUUCCACGUGCAAUUGAUCCCGUCUUGUGGGAUGCAAAUCAAGGAGAACGGGGCGGCAGUGGAAGAGGGGGGCUUGAUUUUCAACGUGGAUGGGCAAUACGCGAUCGGCGGCACCUCCACUUCGGCCUCAGGCCUCCCCCAGAGGGGAAAAAUAAAUGAGGUACCCUGUCUCUUCACGAAUUUCGUCGAUGAGACAAACGAAGGGAGGGCCAGGGGCUUUACACAUCUAUGGAUUCCAUAA
Molecule: messenger RNA, 1356 nt
Organism: Nannochloropsis gaditana CCMP526
Exons: 3
Coding region: 10-1356 (448 amino acids)
Source: RefSeq, a predicted model, not a curated record